AUGGUUAUGAACGCGGCUCAGGUCAUCAUGGCGGGUGAUGAAGCGUCGUCCCAAAGGCUAACUAGACGAGCAAAAUUAAACCGAGACCAAGAAGCUCUUCGCCGGUGUGAAGAUGAAACGAAGAGAGGAAACGAAGUGGGUUCUACCAAACAAUCGUAUCCGGGUUAUGGGGUAUACGGGGAUGAAGGUGGAUACGGAAGUUACAGUGGAUACGGUGGUGAUGGUGGAUACGGGGGUGAAGGUGGUUACAGUGGAUAUGGGGGCUACGGUGGAUACGAUAGAUAUGGGGGUGACGGUGGUUACAGUGGAUACGGGGGCUACGGUGGAUACAGUGUAUACGACAGAUCUGGAGAUGAAGUUGGAUACGGUGGAUACGAAGAACAUGGUGGAUAUGGUUAUGAGCCCCGUAACACAUCACUUUAUGAACCAUCUACCCCGGGCAAUCCAUUUCAAGUAAAUGAGCGUUUCAUGUCUCUAACUGAUUUGAAGAAUUUGGUACAAGAAACGGGAAAGGAGUAUGGUUACGUAAGUGUUACCCGCCGAUCAAAAAAUAUUGGCGGUACUACUGGGAUGGUAUGGCUUGUGUGCGACCGUAGUGGUGAACACCGUAGUAAAGCAACAGUUAGGAAAGCUGGUAGCAAAAAAAUCGGCUGCCCAUUUUCAUUACUCGCCAUCCGGGACGUGACGAACGACACGUGGGAGUUAAAAGUGGACUGUGCGAACCAUAACCACGAACCUACGACGAGUCUGUUGGGCCACGCUUUUGUGCGAAGAUUUACUAAAGCCGAAUACAAGCUAGUGGAGCAGCUAACUGCUCAAAACAUGGAGCCACGUAUCAUAUUUCAAACCCUAAGAAAGCAGUUCCCCGACAGCCUGCACGUUCAGAAAGACGUGCAAAAUGCGGUACAAAAAAUUAGAGCGACAAUAAUGGACGGAAAGAAUACUAUUCAGGCACUGGAAAGCCUGCUGCAUGACCGCCGAUUCAUUUACGACACCCGACAAGAUCCCAAAACAGAUGUCAUAACAGAGAUUUUCUUUGUUCAUCCUUAUUCAAUCACUAUCUGGCGUGCAUUCCCGCACGUGAUGUUGAUCGACGCGACCUACAAAACAAACCUCUACAACAUGCCAUUUGUCCAGGUUGUGGGUAUGACGUCGACUGGGAAGUCUUUUUGUAUCGCACAUGCCGUUAUUUGUAAAGAACGAAGGGGUAACUACGUGUGGGUGCUUGAGCGGAUCAAGUCAAUAUUGCAUGAAUGUAUGAUGCCGCGUGUGAUAGUCACGGAUAGAGAGCUUGCCCUAAUAAAUGCGUGUUCUAAAGUAUUCCCGAACGCAACCAGGCUUCUAUGCCAAUUUCACAUCCAACAAAAUAUAGCUAGAAAGUGCAAGACAGGGUUCGAUAAAGAAGAUUGGGGGAAAUUUAUGUCGUACUGGCGGACAUUGUGCGAAUCUUCAUCAGAGCCCAUGUACAAGUACAACUUGGAGAAAAUGUAUAACCGACUCGUGGUUGCCAACCGAGAAAGUGUCUAUGAUUACGUCUACGAAAACUGGCUCAAAGACUAUAAAGAAAUGUUCGUUUAUGCGUGGACCGAUAAGUGUCGCAACUUUGGUCAGCGCACCACCAACAGAGUUGAGAGCCAGCACGCAAAUUUAAAAAGAUACAUUACGCGCGGGAGUUCAUUGGAGCGAAUAGCAAGAUGCAUCAUUGAUAUAGUUGAAACUCAGUACGAUGAAAUACAAAAAAGUUUCAUUGAGAGCAUCGAAAAAACGAUGAACCACCACAGACACCGAAUGUUGGACAACCUACGUGGAAAGGUUUCCCAUGAAGCACUUAAUUUGCUGGAAAAAGAGCUAUUGAGGAAGAUGGAUGUGUUGCGGAAACUUAACGCAUCAUGUGGUUGCCAUAUGUGGCUUAGCAAAGGAUUGCCGUGUGCUUGUAGGCUGGAAAACUACAAACGUACAGACGAGGAGGUCGAUAUUGUAGCAGAGCUCAAUAAUGUGCGGCAACAUUUAGAGGCGCAGUCCCCCGUUCAGCAAAAGAGUAUGCUUUCAAAGAUAAAAGCGGUCUUCACCCCGAAAUCGUCAACCAAGAAACCACCGAUCGUCCAGCAAAAUACUCGCGGUCAGCCUACAUCAAAGAAAGUACAAGAAAGGCUAGAUGAAGCUGCGAGGUUAGACGAAGCUGCGAGAUACAGCUCCUAUGGCGAGGACAGCAACGUAUAUACCGCUUCCCCCAAACAUAGGUACGAUUUACCCCGACACAGCUCAUACGUACCGUUAGAGGGCUCUCGUGGAACUGGUUCAUUUGUGAAGUCUGAAAAACCUAAAAUGCAACGAAACAGUUCAACAAGUUCUAAAAAGAAUGAGACGCGGGAUGAUAAGGUUUUUCCAUUAAUAAAGGGGGACGAGCACUUGUUAUGCAUUAAGAGGUUUAAGAAUCAAAUUCCAUCAGAGUUUCACUCUUACAUAUCGCGUAUACAAGAUGUGACCCCAAACGGUCAUUGUGGGUACAGGUCUGUGGCUGCCGGGUUAGGUUUUACGGAACACGCAUGGCCCAAUAUUCGAAGAGAUUUACUAUUGGAGAUUGACCAUAACAAACCGCGUUGGAAGCAUGUAUUCGAAACAUAUAACGAAGGAGACUUUAAACGAAUACGUAAAAGCAUCGAAUGGCAUUCAGUGAAAGGGUGCGAUGAAAGUCACUGGAUGGAAAUGCCUCAGGUAGGGCUUCUCGUAGCGCAAAGGUAUAAUAUUGUCCUCCACGUGCUAAGCAUUGAAUGGAGCUCUACCAUCUUCCCAUUAACGGAUGCCCCACUAGAUCCACGACCUCAAGCGAUAACGCUUGUACAUGUUCACGGGGGACACUUCAUACAUGCUAAGUUGGAAGGAGACUACCCCAUGCCUUUAGUGAACCCGUUGUGGUCGGCACAUCGAUCAAUAGCUGCGAAACGGUGGGAAGAAAUGUAUAGACCGCGGUUAGAGCACUACUACGAGUUAAUGCAUCCUAAAUCAGACCGAGACAAAGACAGAGAACCGAGUUUAAAUGUUAUCGAAGAUUAA
Messenger RNA from Helianthus annuus (common sunflower), 3054 nucleotides. Its product is annotated as PKS-NRPS hybrid synthetase CHGG_01239-like. NCBI's taxonomy places the organism in Eukaryota, Viridiplantae, Streptophyta, Magnoliopsida, Asterales, Asteraceae. The record is from RefSeq and is a predicted model, not a curated record. Bases 1 to 3054 code for a protein of 1017 amino acids. The transcript is spliced from 6 exons.